CCCUGCGCGGGGGUGCGGCUGGAGGAGGGUGUGUGUGAGAGCGGCCCCGGCUCAGCCUGAUUUACGGCUCUGCUGAAAACCGCUUCGCUCCCGCAGCAUCAGCACCGGCCGCGGCGGCAGCAGCAGCUGCAGCUGCAGCAACAAGUCUGGACUUUUAGAGUAAUGCAACAGAAGGCAUUUGAGGAAAGCAGAUAUCCCUGGCAGGAAUCCUUUGAGAAUGUUGCUGUGUGCCUGCCAUUCCGCUGCCCGAGGUGUGGAGACCAUACCAGAUUUAGAAGCCUGUCUUCCUUGAGGGCCCAUCUGGAAUUCAGUCACAGCUACGAGGAAAGAACCCUCUUGACAAAAUGCAGCAUCUUUUCUUCCCUCAAAGACACAGACCUAGUUACUUCCUCGGAACCCCUGAAGCAGGAAACAUCGCCAAGCAGUGCUGGCAUUGUGGUCAAGCAGAAGCCGAGCUAUGUUAACUUGUAUAGCAUUUCGCAUGAACACUCAAAGGACAGGAAGCCAUUUGAGGUGGUGGCAGAGAGGCCGGUUUCCUACGUGCAGACCUACGCGGCGAUGGACCUGCGAGCAGACUCGCUGGGUGCCCCGAGGUCGAGUCACGGCCUUCCCACCUCAGACACCAAAGCUUCUUUCGAGGCACAUGUCAGAGAGAAAUUCAACCGGAUGGUCGAGGCUGUGGAUAGGACCAUCGAGAAGAGAAUCGAUAAACUCACCAAAGAGUUGGCCCAGAAAACUGCGGAACUGUUGGAAGUUCGGGCAGCUUUCGUGCAGCUGACUCAGAAGAAGCAGGAAGUUCAGAGGCGAGAGCGGACCCUGAAUAGACAGGUGGACGUGGCGGUGGAGAUGAUCGCGGCGCUGAGGCAGCGCCUGACGGAGUCCGAGGAGGAGCUUCUCAGGAAAGAAGAAGAAGUUGUUACGUUCAACCAUUUCCUGGAAGCAGCAGCAGAAAAGGAGGUUCAAGGGAAAGCUCGGCUCCAGGACUUUAUUGAGAAUCUGUUGCAACGAGUGGAACUGGCGGAGAAGCAGUUGGAGUACUAUCAGAGCCAGCAGACCGCUGGCCUCUGCCACGACAUCAGCAAGCACGUGCUUACAGAUAUCUCCUCAAAUAAGAAACCCAGAUGCCUAGGCCGAGGGCACCCACAUUCUGCGUCUAACUAUCCUGAUCUGAAGACCCAUUUCCAUCCAAAGGGAAGGAGCUACCUGAAGAAAGCCAAGGAUGACAGGGCCAGCAUGCAGCCUGCUAAGUCCAUUCAUGAACAGGCCGAGUUCUCGAGAGAACUCUGCAGACCACCGAAGAAAGGGGAGCCUCUGGGGUUUAGCCGGAAAGGCAACAUCAGGCCCAAAAUGGCUAAAAAGAAGCCAACAGCAAUCGUGAAUAUCAUCUAAAAGGGCAGGUGGCUCUGAACCACCAUCGCUGGGCUUUGGGGAAUGUUCUAGGGGCGAACAAUAACGUUCUUUUGGACACAUUCCAUGGUAUUUGAAAAGCAACAGUCCAUAAAAGAGCCUCUGUUAACCAGAAUUUAAUAAAAAGGAACCUUGGUGGAUCAGAAUUUUUGUGACAGGCCGCUUUUAGAAGCUAAAGGCAAAUUUCAGAAAGAAUAAAAAACUGAAGCAAUCUUCUCCCAAGGCUUUGGUAAAAUGAAGCUCCAAUUUCUAGUUUCCACCUCUGAGGUUCUCAGACCCUAGGAUACUCGAGAAGUCAGGCACCAGCAGAAAAUUUAUCUUGCCCACUGUUCUCUAAAUUGUGAGGCAAGGAAUGGGAGUGUAAAGUUCUGUUAAUAGCAGUGAAAAUAAAAAAAAAGUUUUGUUUUUAACAUUCCUCUCAAUGAACUGGAAAGCCCCCCCAAAAGCAAGAUUCUGUUCCCCCAGUGUUCUGGUUAAUUGAGGUUUGAAUUUUGGUUGCUUAAGAGACUUGUUCAGCCAGAUUCCAGCUUUUCUCAUUUCAAAGGACUGAUUUUCAGUUUAUUUGUGUGAUUUAGGUUCCAUGUAUCCCUAGGUGCAUGUUUAUUCAGAUUUUGGUACAUCUCUACUCUCCCUUUUGGCUGAGUAUUCUGCACCCUGAGACUUUGGUGCCAGCUUGUAUUUUAAUAGCUGCUUCUAUUGCUGUGGUUGGGGAGGACAGUAAAACCCUUCUGUUCAGCACCCAUCAUUGGUGCAGCAUCUGAGUGAUUGGAAAGCCAGUGGACUGCGCGUUUAGUGUAUUGUGAGUUGUCCUGGAAACACUGCAGAAGUGGCUCAGCCCUUUCCAAAGACCUGCUCCCCCGGCAGUGUCAGCAGCCUCCCUGUGUUAGCUGUGGGCAUGACUUUGUCUUUGCUGCCCUAGUGUUUCCACCAGGCAGCUCGCUUCGACUCCUGCUGCUUCUGUUUCCCUUUAUGACUAAAAUAUAUAUUCUUACCUUUCAACCAAGUAUCUGAAAUGUUCAUUGUAUACUGCUUUCUAAAGUAAUUUCUGAAAUAAACGAUGCAUGUAGGAUCCAGAAUCUGAGACUCUUCCCCUCCCUCACUUAGAAUAGCUUUUGUUUCUACAAAGAACUGUUAAAAGCCUCCUGCUUUCCAAAUUUUUUCCAAGAAUGAAUCCCCAUGAUACUUUUCCUUUUAAAUUAGCAGUCUCAUCAAGUCUCAUGCAGAGUUUAAAAAUGCAGAUAUCCUCCUGGAAAUAAGAAUAAUUUUUUCUGCAAAUAUAUACACUCAUAAAAUAUAUAUGACAAGUGUAUUAAUAAUUUAUUUUUAAAUACUCAUGAAGAAGGUGUGUGUUUGUGGUGGGUGAUCUUUAAACUAUAUAUGUUAGUUCAUGUAGAUUAAAUUUUCUUAUUUUAAGAAUUAUAACUGUAACCUAAUUAACAUUAGUAAGAAUUAGGAUUGUUAUUGCACUAAGCAUCAGAUUAGCAGUACAUUAAACAUAGAUUAUAAAGCAAUUAAUUAAAAUACCAAUAAAUUGAAAGGUGUAACUUAUUCAAGCAUUUUGAAUCUAUCAUAGUGAAAAUGAUUUUUGAGUCUUCACUUUUGACUUUUGGGGGUGGCCCAUUCCUGUGGUGUAUAGGCAACUAUCAAGUGGCAAUAAAACAUUGCUGUGAAUAUCACCGUUUAGGCCAACAUUGUAAACAUUGUAAUGUAAUAAUAAUUAUUUAUUUGGAGAAUUAACCUCCUCAAGAGGUUAUUGUUGAUGUUUAUACCACGACUGCACUUUAACCUUUAACAUACUAAAAAAAUUGAUUUGUUAGUUGUAUUGCAUGCUUUUUGUCUUGUAAUGUGUGCGAGAUAACAACUUAGUUUUGAAGAUGGCAUAGCCAGAUUUUUUUUCAUUUUAUUUAAUAUAACUUACAUUUUCAGUUUUUCGUUUAAAUAUGCCUAGAGGGCAUGGCAGCCCUCUUUUACAGUGGUACCCUGUGAUCUUCAGAAAGCACUGUACUGUUAUAGCUACUCUAUAUACAUUAUAUGACAUAUUAUACAAAUUAUUUAUUAUAUUCAUAUGCUGUGCUUCCUUUGAGACAUAAAUUUACUGUUGGAAAAUAGGAGCUGGCUCACUCUAAGGGAUACUCCAUAUACAUGCCAUGGCCUGGGCCAUGAGCUGUGUCCCGCUUUGUGUCUUAUUUGUAAAUAUUUUUUUUUGUCUACGUGGACCUUACAGUUAGGGAAGUUGCUUUUUAUUGAAGAAAUCACCAAAGGUUCUGUGAAAACAUGUUCAAGGUUAAACUGAAGAAUAGGUCUAAUUUUAUUCUGUGUUUUGUAGGGAAGAAAUCUUCAUUUGGACUGUGCUUUCUUUCUGUCUUUUUUUGGCCCCCAAAGUAGGUUAUAGAUUCGUAACUGCGAAGUUCAGAUUGCUUAGAUACUGUUUUCCAGUUUUCUUCAGGGCCAGUCAGUUGUAAAGAAGUUGGAAUAUUCUGUCCCCAGAAUUUAAAAAAAGUUUUUAGAUUAUGAAAUAUUCUAAUAAUAAAGCUAUAUUUCUGA
Choloepus didactylus (southern two-toed sloth) is the source of this 3951-nucleotide messenger RNA. RefSeq names its product zinc finger protein 365 (gene ZNF365). Gene Ontology annotation, cellular component: centriolar satellite. Gene Ontology annotation, biological process: telomere maintenance; regulation of double-strand break repair via homologous recombination; regulation of DNA strand resection involved in replication fork processing. Bases 163 to 1389 code for a protein of 408 amino acids. The transcript has 5 exons. The record is from RefSeq and is a predicted model, not a curated record. Lineage: Eukaryota; Metazoa; Chordata; Mammalia; Pilosa; Megalonychidae.